AUGGCGUACCAUGCAGUUGUAGUACCAGAAGCUGGCUACAAAUACGUUCUUCGAUUGACGCGCAAGGAAAAUUUGGCAAACCCACCGGAUGAUGAAGAGACAACUCCUUCGAAAGAUGAUGAUAGCCAAACUGCUGGAUCUCCUGGAUCAGGCGCUGCUGUGCUUGUCCGCAAGACGAGGUCACCCACCAAUGGAGAAGGCGAAGAAGAAUUGCCACCAGUGGACUCUCUCGAAGCUUGCGACAAAGCUGCAGAACGACUUCGAGAGCUCUCAAACCACUUAAAUCAUGGUGAAAUUCCAAUGGACGUUCUACAGCAGACUGUGACGUAUGCUGUAUCAGUUCUAGAAGCCAUUUACGUGGAUGAAACUAAAAGACUUCUGGACGAAGAUGAUGAACUGUCCGAAGUGCAGCCAGAUGCUGUUCCGCCUGAAGUCCGUGAGUGGUUGGCGUCCACUUUUACUCGCCAAAUGUCCACCACCAGAAGAAAGUCUGAAGACAAGCUCCGGUUCCGGUCUGUUGCACAUGCUAUUAGAGCUGGUAUCAUGGUGGACAGAAUCUACAGACGGUUAUCCAGCUCGAGCAACUUACAGAUGCCUGCCCAGAUCGCGCAGCUACUUAAAAACAGCGAGGAUUGGUCAUUCGAUGUAUUUGCACUGAAUUCCGUCGCAUCCGGCCAGUGCUUGAGGUACAUGAGUCAUUACCUCCUGAACAGAUUUGGACUCAUCCAGAAAUUCAAGAUGUCAACAGCGGCUUUGGAAAGUUUCCUCGUGCAAAUAGAGAACGGUUAUGAGCGGUACAGGAACCCUUACCACAACAACAUGCAUGCCGCAGAUGUCACGCAAACCGUCGCUUAUUUGCUUUGUCAAGCGGGACUUGCAAAUUGGCUGACGGAUAUAGAAAUAUUUGCUACGCUUUUUGCAGCUAUAAUUCAUGAUUAUGAGCACACAGGAACAACUAAUUCAUUCCAUGUUAUGUCCGGAUCAGAGACGGCUCUGCUGUACAAUGACAGAGCAGUCCUGGAGAAUUACCAUGUCAGUCAGUCUUUCCGUCUGCUGCGAGAUGAUGAAAACAGCAUACUGAACAAUCUCAGUAAAGAAGAGUACAGAGAAUUCCGAAGUUUGGUGAUUGAGAUGGUGCUGGCGACAGAUAUGUCCUCUCAUUUUCAACAGAUCAAAACUAUGAAGACUCUCCUGUGCCACUCAGAUUUUAGUGCAAUGGACAAGGCAAAAGUUUUGUCUCUGAUGCUCCACUGCUGCGACAUCAGUCAUCCAGCGAAGGACUGGAACUUGCACUUCAGAUGGACACAGAGGCUCAUGGAAGAAUUCUUUAGACAGGGUGAUAAAGAAAAGGAACUGGGUUUGCCAUUCUCUCCAUUGUGUGACCGAAAUUCUACUCUAGUCGCAGAAUCCCAAAUUGGUUUCAUUGACUUCAUCGUGUCCCCCAGUCUGGAAGUGUGCGGUGACAUGCUGGAUCGCAUUCUUCGUCACGUUGAAGGUCACAAGGAUGGAGUGAUUGCUGAAGACAGCACAGUCCCGACGCCGAGGAGCCUGCAGACCUCAUCUCCGGCCAACAGCCCUUCACACAGCCGAGCUUCUCCCCGCCUAUUCAACAGCCCUGGUCAGUCCCCCAGACACUUACCCAGCGGAGGAUGCGUGCCCAGACCAUGGCUUAAAUGCCUCGACAACAACAAGAAGAUGUGGCACGAACUUAGCGACAAAGAUGCUGAGCUCCGGGAGCAGAUAACAGAAGCCAGCAAGAAAAGGUUUCGCGAUUAUUCGAAUGGAUUGGACAAGUAGAGAAGAAAAGUGGGUGGGGAGGAAUCACUGUUGGUCACUUUGAAGGACAGGAAGGACAUUCGCAAAGUCUAUGUCACUGUCUUUAUGUGGGAGAAAAGUGUCAUCACAAACCGCUUUCUCUCUGCUAAAUAUCAUCCCACGGGGUUCCCACAAUCCACAACAAAACAAGGAAAGAAUGGCACUUUUAUUUUUAUUUGAGCUUAUUAUUCUAUUCAAUGAUUUUUUUUUUAAUUUUUUCUCUUUUAAAAAAUUAAAUAUUUAAGGGGAUUAUUGGUCAAUUGUUUUAAACCGCAUUAAUACUUUUAAGUAGU
Messenger RNA from Argiope bruennichi, 2108 nucleotides. RefSeq names its product dual specificity calcium/calmodulin-dependent 3',5'-cyclic nucleotide phosphodiesterase 1-like. Gene Ontology annotation, biological process: signal transduction. The record is from RefSeq and is a predicted model, not a curated record. The coding region runs from base 1 to 1797 and encodes 598 amino acids. Gene Ontology annotation, molecular function: 3',5'-cyclic-AMP phosphodiesterase activity. NCBI's taxonomy places the organism in Eukaryota, Metazoa, Arthropoda, Arachnida, Araneae, Araneidae. The transcript is spliced from 16 exons.